AUGAGUUUGCGCAUGGACAUCUAUGAGGAUAACCCCUCCUUGCCUGGGUUUGUUUGGUGUACGGCGUACAACUUGGCGCGGUGCAGAUGGAGGCAACGCUUGGGCAGGACCACCGAGGCUUACUGCCUGGCCGAGUGCUGGGCGUUCGUUGAUCAUUUGGAAGAUGAUUCACCUGUGUUCCUCACGUUCGACAGGUAUUACCACGUGUCUCGAGUGGCGCACGCACAUGUUGAGCAGGUGCGCUUCGAAUCGCUUCAACUGGUCAUUGGUGCUGAUCAAGAGUGCAGGUCGUCUCUCAGCCUUUUCAUGCAACAUUGCGACCGCCUGUUCGAAGUGGAGGGCGACGCACCGUUGGUUGAUUGUGGGCUUCACAGAUAUCUGAUCACAUGGGACGCGCAGGGGCGCGGACUUCGGCGCGCGUCCACACAGGGGAAUGGCAAACCUGAAGAUACCGUCGUUACCUUGCAGAAAAUUCCUCCGAAGAUCGAGAGGGGGCGCGACGGCGCGGAGGGGCCCAAGCCGCCCAAGCCGAAGAAACCGAAGAAGCCGAAGCCGCUGCCAGGUGGUGGCGAAGCUGGCCCAGUUGACGCAGCUGGUGAUGGCGCCGCUGUCGGAGGCGACGAGGUUCCCGGCAUGUCAGACGACGAGCUGUCGCGAGCCUUAGAGCUGGCCAUGGACCUGACGUGGGAGCAGGAGGUGCAGGGAGGAGACGCAGACGACGAUGAUGGGGCCGACGAGACAGUCGCGCAGGCCGCGCAGUUAGACUGGGCAGGGAAGGACGAGGAGGCAGCUCGCAAGAACGAGUUGGGCAAGAUAUUUAAAGCAAUAGACGCAACCGACGAUGCAGCAAGCCCCAGCGGACCGAGCGGACCUGCCGUAGACCCUGCUGCGAUUGACGAACUCAUCGAAGCAGGCCUGCACGGCGAGGAAACGGAGGUGGAGGCGACGCUGCAGCACGUGACGCUUGGGGGAGUCGGAGACCCCGACCCUCCUCCAGAUAUUCCAGAUACUACGCAGGAGCCGAAGCCGAUGAACAUAGAUGGGCCGAGCUUUGUUGACCUGGAUACCGAUGCGAAGACAGUCCUUGUGUGUUGGCGCGACUCGUUCCAUUUGGGCAUGGACUUGACGUCCGAGGUCGCGAGCGAGGGUGUCAGGUGUAUGGAGCUCGGCCAAGACGAGCAAGACGAAGCAUGCAUGUCCCUCAUUGCCUACAACGAUCCUCACACAGGGGAUCACACCGACUUUGUCCAGUGGGUUCGGGAUGAGAAGUGGGAGGGUCGAAUUGCAUCGCUCGACGACCAGAACAGGGUGAUCACAGUUGUUGGUGCGAAUGUUAGGAAGCAAGACUUCACUGGGCGCGCUGUCGUGCACCCAGGGAUUGGUAUCAAAAUGCAGCGGGCGAAGAAAGCCCCAGGGGUCUACCUAUCUAAAGAGCGAGAGGUCAUGCCAGCUAAGUGGGUGCGUUUGCGUGACAUGUGGCGUACAGCGCAGACGAUGCAAGCUGUCUCGGUGAGCACUGGCCCCGCUGACAACACAGCAACUGUUCUUCAGUGUGCGCGCGCGGUGCGGGUGCACCGAGGGCGCCGCCAAGCUUUUACAUUGCGCAGCGCGUCUCCUUGCAUAGCACGACGACUGCGCAGCAGCGGUGCUCGAAUUUCAGCCCAUGGUUGA
Messenger RNA from Prorocentrum cordatum, 1671 nucleotides. NCBI's taxonomy places the organism in Eukaryota, Dinophyceae, Prorocentrales, Prorocentraceae. The record is from the annotation of a GenBank genome assembly.